GAGGUAACAAGGGUGUCCUCGACCACAUAGAAAGAAGGAAACACAGAACACAACUCACUCACCAUUCACAUCACACCCAACAAUGACUUCUCUGCAGAACUCUCCAACACUCUUUCACAACUCUUUCCCUCAGAAGCAUGCUACUUCUCGUUCAUCUAAAAGGGAUGCCAUUUCCUUCAUUGUCAAAGCUUCCCAUGAACCCUCAGCUUCUUCAACUGGGUUUCUUUCUCAAGGCAAAUUGACUCAUGACAAAGAUGCAUUGUGCAAACUGCUGUAUAGACCAGGAAGGCGCCAAGUGAUUGCCAUUGGGACAACUGCCCCAUUAGUUUUUCUGUUCAAUCAAAACUCAUACUCUUUUGCUGCAGAAAAUAAGAAAGGAUUUUUGCAUGUUUUGGACAAGAAAGAUGGAUAUUCAUUUCUCUACCCUUUUGGGUGGCAGGAAGUAGUGAUUGAAGGUGAAGAUAAGGUGUUCAAAGAUGUCAUUGAACCACUGGAGAGCGUCAGUGUAAAUAUGAUACCAACUGGCAAACUGGAUAUUAAAGAAUUUGGGCCCCCUGAGCAGGUUGCUGAAACUCUAGUAAAAAAGGUUUUGGCCCCUCCAAACCAGAAAACAAAGAUAAUUGAGGCAAAAGAGCAAGAUAUUGAGGGAAAAACAUAUUAUCGAUUUGAGUUCAUUGCUCGGGCUCCAAACUAUACUCGUCAUGCUCUCAGCACAGUCUCCAUUGGCAAUGGUAAAUUUUACACCUUGACAACGGGAGCAAACGAGAGAAGAUGGGAAAAGAUGAAAGAGAGGUUGCAGACGGUCGUAGAAUCCUUCAAAAUUUUCGAUGUUUGAUAAUAUUUAUUAUUACCAUAUUAGAGAUAUUUAACUCUUCAUCAGCGAGAAUGUUCAUUUGAGCUUUUAUAGUCACAAGUUCAACCUGUUGUUAGCUUUUCUCCAAAUAUAUGUAUAAUAAAUGUGUAAUGCGUUGU
This is a messenger RNA of Abrus precatorius (Indian licorice), 972 nucleotides long. RefSeq names its product psbP-like protein 1, chloroplastic. Bases 83 to 835 code for a protein of 250 amino acids. The record is from RefSeq and is a predicted model, not a curated record. Gene Ontology annotation, biological process: photosynthesis. The transcript is spliced from 9 exons. Gene Ontology annotation, molecular function: calcium ion binding. Lineage: Eukaryota; Viridiplantae; Streptophyta; Magnoliopsida; Fabales; Fabaceae. Gene Ontology annotation, cellular component: photosystem II; extrinsic component of membrane; photosystem II oxygen evolving complex.